AUGCCGGGCGAUCCAGCUGCGCAGGCGGCCGCCGCAGCAGCCGCGCAAAAGGCGUUUCGCAACUUCACCAUCGAGCUCUUCACGCUUUACGGCACGGGGGUGCUGUCGACCUUUCUCAGGACAUAUGCAAGGAUCCGAGCCGUUGGUACCAAGGGCCUGCGUGCCGACGACGUCCUCGUUUGGUUUGGCAUUAUCUUCUACUCAGCUCAAGCUGGCCUUGGGUACAGCAUUGGGCAUGUGGCCAAGGGGCUGGCAAACAACGCCAUGACGGAUGCCGAGCGCGCGGCGCUUUCGCCGAGUGAUCCCGAGUAUCGUCUGAGGGUGAUUGGGUCGCAAAUUCAAAUUGCCGGCUGGACGACAUACUCUCUCUUGAUCGGGUUCCUCAAGCUGUCCGUGCUCGCUUUUUAUCUCCGACUGACGGAGGGUCUUGGUCUGUCGUACCGCGUCAGAAUCAUCAUCGGCUUCGGUCUCGUCAUUGCGACCACGCUUGCGUCGAUACUCACCAAUUUCCUUGCCUGUCGACCCUUCACCAGAUACUGGCAAAUCAACCCGAAUCCCGGCAACUCUUGCCAACCCGCUAUAUCCCUGCCCAUUGUCUGGGUGUCGUUUGCCUCCAACAUAUGCACCGAUCUCUACCUAAUUCUGAUUCCAAUCCCCAUGCUGUGGCGCUCUCGACUCAAGACCAUCAAAAAGAUUGCCUCUUCUGUCGUUCUUGGUGCAGGUAUAUUCGUUCUAGUCUGCGCCACCCUCAAGAGCAUAUUCGUACUGGUGGACCCCUUCCAUGGAGCUCAACAGGCGGGCGAAUGGGGCACCAGGGAGGCCUUUGUUGCCGUCAUCACCACCAACCUGCCCAUGCUGUUCCCCCUCUUCCGAGUAUGGCUUACUCCAUUCUGCGGCAAUUUGCUGCGUUCAUCCAAAAAGUCGUGCAAGACUCCCACCGGUUUCGUGAGCAUUGGAGGAGGUGGUCCCGCAUCCACACCGCGAAAUCGCAGCGGACCAAGAACAGCCAAUCCAAUCACCGAAAACAUGACGUUUAGCGAGAGCGAGGAGCGAAUAGUCGACGAUGUCAAGCUGGAGAAUGUCCAAAAAGAAUAUAAGCCGCCCAACACCAUUGUGGUCUCCAAUCAGGUUGAGAUCACGCACUCGAAUAGAAACGGUCAACUCGAUGCUCGAACCGCACCAGGACACGAGCAAUGGUGA
This is a messenger RNA of Ustilaginoidea virens, 1200 nucleotides long. RefSeq lists its product as uncharacterized. The record is from RefSeq and is a predicted model, not a curated record. The transcript is spliced from 6 exons. Bases 1 to 1200 code for a protein of 399 amino acids. Lineage: Eukaryota; Fungi; Ascomycota; Sordariomycetes; Hypocreales; Clavicipitaceae.